ACACUUACAGAAAGAGGUGGAACCGGUUGGGGUUUUUAUAAUCAUACAUUCUUUUAUUGAGCAUGUCAAGAGUGUCUGAGGUAUCAGAGAAAAGAAUACCCACUAAGCAAGCAAGACUCAGACAAGGACAGCUCUGAGAAAAAUGGAUCCUGCCGAGAGCUCCAGAUUUCACUUCCAUGCAGUAGAAGAUGUCCCCGCAGAGCUCUCGGGCAUCCCACAGCUGGAGGAUGAAGAUGGGGACCUGGGAGAAACCUUUGAUUUUGACAGUGAUGUUGAAGAGGAAGGUCAAGGGACAGAUACUGAAGUCCACCUCAGACUAAAUCCUUCAUUCAGCACUGGCCAGGCAUCACUCCCAACACAAACAGCGGGUGCACCAGACCAGCUCUGCCACGGUACAGAACAAGUUGUUCCAAUAUCGUCCUCCAAGUCUCUCUCACGUAUCAGUCAUGAGGAGUCUGCAGGGCAGAAGAAGCAUGGAAUUAGUAUCUUCAGCUUGACCAAGGAACUCCUCAAGAAAGGCUCCUCAUCGGAACACCUAUCUGGAUCUCAAGAGGACGGUGUUAUUUACGACGACGUUCCAGGUGAACACGAGGAUAAAGAUGGGCUGGGAUACAACCUGAUCUACGAGAACCUUCAGCGCGACAGUUCUGAGGGUGAUCUUGGGGACACAGGCUGGAGCUCCAGUGAGUUUGAGAGCUACAGUGAAGUCUCUGAUGAGGAGGAGCAGAAACCAAAGCCAGCUAAACCUUUUGUUGCCUUCCAGCCCAAGAUGACACAGCUGAUGAAGGCCGCAAAAAGUGGUACGAAAGAUGGUUUGGAGAAAACACGUAUUGCAGUGAUGCGAAAAGUUACCUUUUUACAUCGUAAAGAAACAACAGGAGACUCAGGGGAAGAGGACAAUGGCUUCCUGGACUUCUUUGACUUAGAAGCUCCACCUUCAGAGCUCGGCCCAAUGCCAGAGGGUCUCAGCGCCCAGCAGGUUUUGCGACGUCACAUUUUGGCCUCUAUUGUCCAGAGUGAAAGAAGUUAUGUGGAUUCUUUGCAGCGAGUUCUGCAGGAUUACAGGAACCCACUCAUGGAGAUGGAACCGAAGCUUCUCAGCCCCCGGAAAUGCCAACUUGUUUUCUCAAGAGUGAAGGAAAUUCUCAACUGUCAUUCCCUCUUCCACAUCGCUCUGUCAUCUCGAGUAGCCGAGUGGGACUCGAGUGAGAAAAUUGGAGACCUGUUUGUGGCAUCGUUUUCCAAGUCCAUGGUGGUGGAUGUAUACAGCGAAUAUGUCAAUAACUUCACCAACUCGAUGAACGUGAUCAAGAAAGCCUGCCUGACAAAGCCUGCGUUUCUGGACUUCCUGAGAAAAAAGCAGACAGCUAGUCCAGACAGAGUCACUCUUUAUGGGUUAAUGGUGAAACCUAUCCAGCGCUUCCCUCAGUUCAUCCUACUGUUGCAGGACAUGCUAAAAAACACACCGCGCGGGCACCCAGACCGCCUGUCGCUGCAGCUGGCGCUAACAGAGCUGGAGACGCUGGCGGAGAAGCUGAAUGAGCAGAAACGUGCGGCCGAUCAACUGGCAGAAAUCCAUCAGCUGUGCAAGAGCAUCAGUGACCGUAGCUCUCUGUAUAAGAGUUUGAAUGACGGUCAGCAUCAGCUUCUGCUUUGUGAGACAUUCACUGAGAUGGUGUAUGGGGAACGAGGUCAGCUCUUAAAAUCCAAGGAACGCAGACUUUUCCUGCUAAAUGAUGCACUUGUGUGCGCUAACAUCAAUUUCAAGGGUCAGCCAGAAAUUGGUAAUUUAGUGCCACUUGGUCCACGAUAUGUUCUCAAGUGGAAUUCCUCCUUAACCCAGCUACAGGUAGCAGAAUUUGGGCAAGAACACAGUCUCUAUGAGAAAGAGAUUCCAACAGGACAACCAGCAUCAGGGAAGAGACCACUCCCCUCAGGCGCAUCACACAGUAAAAUAUCUAUGGGCUCCCCACGUCUCUACCAAGAACUCCAGGACCUCAAGAAAGACUUUGAGGUUGUGGAGCACAUCACACAGUUGAUAAGUACACUGCAGGGCACGUAUCAGAACCUGAACAUGACCGUGGCUCAGGAUUGGUGCUUCGGCCUUCAGAGACUCAUUCGGCUUAAAGAGGAUGAGAUCCAGUCUGCCAACAAAUGCCACCUGCGUCUUCAGCUCCAACUGCCAAGGAAAUCUGACAAAUCUGGGCGACCUAUGAGUUUCAUGGCAGUUUUUAUCACUCCAAAUCCACUCAGCAAGAUUUCGUGGGUGAACCGAAUGCACUUAGCUAAAAUCGCACUAGGAGAGGAGAAUCAGCCUGGGUGGCUGUGUCCAGAGGAGGAGAAGAAAUCUAAAGCUGCCUUUUGGUGUCCUACAUUGGUUUGUCGUCUUCCUGCAUUCUCCACCAAAGCCUCUGACCUGCAGCUGGGCGGUGCAGUGCACACACCCGUACAGAGCUCACUCCUAGGCUUCUCAAAUGUCAGCACUUCAUUACCUCCGGGGUAUUUAUGGGUGGGAGGGGGGCAAGAAGAUGGUGCAGGCUACAUACAGAUCUUCUCAAUGAACCACACAUCUCCACGAAUGAUGAAAGCGUUUCCUCUGCCUUCCCGCGUGUUGUGUGUGGAGAAUGUAAUGGAUAGAUCUGCCAUGGAAGGCGGUGAGAGCGAAGAGGCGUGUACAUCUGCUUCUGUGCGUCCCUCUGCUUGUGUCGGUCUGCAGGAUGGGAGUAUUAUGGUGUAUGGCAGUGUGGAUACAGGGACCCCUUGCCUAAUGGCCCUGCAGAGUCCUGGUUUACAGCCUGUCCUUUGCCUCCGGCACAGUGCCAACUUCUUGUGCGCAGGACUACAAGAUGGCACUGUGUUACUGUACCCCAAAAAAACAAGGUAAGGAGGACUUUGGGAUCCAGGGAACCAAUCUGCAGUACAGGUGGGCUCCAGCCCAGUACGAUCAUUGAUAGUACUUGAUGGCUGUAUAUGGGCAAGCUGCCAGAAUACUGUGACCGUGCUGGAACCAGUGACUCUAAAAACCCAGAGCUUUGAAGCCCUGCAGGAUGAGGGGGUGAGUGUGACCCACAUGGUACAAGCCGGCGGAGGGGUAUGGAUGGCUUUCUCAGAGGGAUCUUCCAUCCGGCUUUUCCACACAGAGACACUGGAGCUUCUGCAGGAUAUCAACAUAGCAACUCGAUCCCAGCUUCUUCCAGGGCAGAAGAAUACUCGUGUAACAGCCCUACUUGUGUGCCAGGGAUUGUUAUGGGUGGGCACAGACCUGGGUAUCCUGAUUACUUUGCCGGUGCCAAAACUAGAGGGGAUCCCAAAAAUCACAGGUAAAGGGAUGGUCUCCCUGAAUGGUCAUCUUGGGCCGGUGAAUUUUCUCACUAUUGCCAUCAGCGCGAUGGCUCCAGAAGCGCUAAAGACUGAUUCUGAUUCUAGAGAAGAUAUCAGUGGAAGUGAUGGAACUCUGGACUCUAAAGAAGAUGCUCAGGAAGGACCGUCUCAAGACAUUUCCCAAGACAACCAGCCUCCCUUUCGUUUGAAAGGAAUACUGCUCCAGUACCGUCUACGGGGAACAUCUCACCUUCCUGGCCACCAUCUCUCUGCCAAGGAAGGCUCCAAGCUAGAGAGUGGUACUCUUGAAACCAAUGAAGAGGAUGGCUCCAUUUAUGAGAUGGCAGAUGAUCCUGAUGUGUGGUUUAGGAACCGACCAAGCAGCAGAGAUGCUCAUCGCAAGGAGAUAACCUCUCUAGUUGUAAUUUCAGGAGGAACUGGGUACCAGAGCUUUCAUCCAUCGCCAAGUAGCCCCCAGACAGGAGACAUGGACAGCACAUUGUUGAUGUGGCAGCUGCCUUUAAUUCUAUAGCAUUCAGUAUUUUUAUCACCCUCUUGGGUCUUAUGAACAUGAACAAUUUCUUUAUGCUGUAAAAAUGAUACAUUGUCAUUUGGUAGUCAGGAAUGUUUACAACAAAGUUUAUUUUUUCUAUCACAUCAAAUUGAUCUCUGCAUCAUGGUCUCAACUUGGAAUUCAUUAUUAUCAGAGAGCAAACUAACAAUCACGCAUUACUACUGGAAUAACUAUUCUGCUUCAAGUAAACACUGAAAUAACUAAUAGGGUUGUAGAUAUAGCCGUUGUGACGCUUAUAAAAGUUGGAUCAAUAAUAAUUGUGAGCUGUACCUUCAUACAGCAGAGGUAAGAUAGAUAUCAGUUGUACUGUGACUUGAGUCCACAGAUGUGCAGGGUAAUAAAGUUCAAAUUUGUAGGAAAUUUGUUACUUAAAGGGACAUAAUACUUAUUUGCUAAAUCACUUGAAACUGAUGCAGUAUAGCUAUGAAAAGCUUACAGGAAAAUAUCACCUGAGCAUCUCU
Messenger RNA from Bombina bombina (fire-bellied toad), 4356 nucleotides. It is a transcript of the gene ARHGEF10L, whose product is annotated as Rho guanine nucleotide exchange factor 10 like. Lineage: Eukaryota; Metazoa; Chordata; Amphibia; Anura; Bombinatoridae. Gene Ontology annotation, biological process: actin cytoskeleton organization; SREBP signaling pathway; positive regulation of stress fiber assembly. The record is from RefSeq and is a predicted model, not a curated record. The transcript has 27 exons. Gene Ontology annotation, molecular function: guanyl-nucleotide exchange factor activity; protein binding. Gene Ontology annotation, cellular component: cytosol.